Patiria miniata (bat star) is the source of this 1598-nucleotide messenger RNA. Its product is annotated as tumor suppressor candidate 3-like. The record is from RefSeq and is a predicted model, not a curated record. Bases 344 to 1372 code for a protein of 342 amino acids. Gene Ontology annotation, cellular component: oligosaccharyltransferase complex. NCBI's taxonomy places the organism in Eukaryota, Metazoa, Echinodermata, Asteroidea, Valvatida, Asterinidae. The transcript has 11 exons.
AACGGGGGGGGGGAGUUUACGGUUGCGUGCCGAUGAAACGAUUUUUAAGUACUGAUUGUAACCUAAACUGCAAUUUGGCCUUUUGGCCCUGAAACUUUAAUAAAAUAAACCAUUAAUAACAAUAGAUGGUGUUUUGUUUUAAUUUUCGAAUCCGAAGAUUGAAGAAGAUCCCUGACUUCUGCUAGCUAGCCACUCAGCUACCGACACUAGCACAAGUAGACGAUCCCUGCCUAUUUCUCCCAAAGGCCAAACAAAACGAUUGCUUAUUGGACAUUUCGUGGGCAGCGCUCCGCGUACUGCCAAUCAGAGUGGACGUUAAACACGGCUUCGGACCGGUCCUUCAAUGCGACUGAAAAACAUGGAGGGCUGCACAAAAUUUCCGCUCUGGAAAAUCAUGCAAAUUUCUGGAUGUAUUUUCCUGAUUUUGGUGAUUUUGUCACCUGCAGCAUUAGGUAAAAAGAAGGAUGAGGCUUUGGGUGAGAGGGUCAAACAGCUGAUGGACUGGAGCACCAAGCGCGUCAUCAUCCGCAUGAACGGCGACAAGUUCCGACAGUACGUGAAGUCCACGCCGCGCAACUACUCCAUGGUCAUCAUGCUGACUGCAAUGCAACCCCAGCGCAAGUGCACCGUGUGUCGGCAAGUGAGUGACGAGUUUCAGAUUGUGGCCAACUCCUGGCGCUACUCCCAGUCCUACUCCAACAAGUUGUUCUUUGCGAGUGUGGACUACGACGAGGGGCAGGACGUCUUCAAAAUGCUGAAGACAACCUCGGCGCCAAGCAUCCUCCACUUUCCACCUAAGGGCAAAGCAAAGAAGGGCGAUACGUUUGACAUUCAAAGAGUUGGAUUUCAAAGUGAGCAGAUGGCUAAAUGGGUUGGGGAACGCACUGACGUCCACAUCCGCAUUUUCCGGCCUCCCAACUACUCGGGCACCAUUGCGCUCGGUAUCCUGCUCAGCAUGGUCGCCGGCUUUCUCUACUUCCGACGCAACAACCUGGAGUUCCUGUACAACAAGACCAUAUGGGGAGUAGUGUCUCUGUGCAUUGUGUUUGCCAUGACGUCUGGUCAGAUGUGGAAUCACAUCCGAGGCCCACCGUACGCCCACAGGAACCCCCAGACAGGCCAAGUGAGCUACAUUCAUGGUAGCAGUCAGGGUCAGUUUGUGGCCGAGACUCACAUCGUCAUCUUGCUGCAUGCCGCUGUGACUGUUGGUGUGAUUUUGUUAAACAAGAACGCCAUCACGGAGGGCGACAUCAGAAAACGGAGAGUCGUGACGGUCAUCGGUCUGGUUAUGGUGGUGUUCUUCUUCAGUCUACUGUUGUCGGUAUUCAGGGCCAAGUACAAGGGCUACCCAUACAGCUUCUUGAUCAAGUAGAUGGAGGUGGCAAGCUCUUCACAACAAUUUAGUACAGGACUCAAUUACAUGAGAUGCUAAGCAGAUUUAUGCGCUUAGCAAAAAUAAGCCAGGAACCGGUCACAAGCAGUAGACAUUACUAGUGAUUUUGGCUGGUAAACCGUUUUUGCUUAGCGCAUACUUUCCGUGCUUAGCAAAUUUCUGUGCUUAAAGAUGCAUUACCCGUGCUGUUUUCAUGUUUCAUCCC